Molecule: messenger RNA, 222 nt
Organism: Lathyrus sativus (Indian pea)
Lineage: Eukaryota; Viridiplantae; Streptophyta; Magnoliopsida; Fabales; Fabaceae
Source: the annotation of a GenBank genome assembly
AUGAUGCAACCCACAAUAGAAUCUAAAAUCUUCAUCUUCUCGUCUCUCUCUCAUUCCAAAAUUCUUCUCGUCAAUUUUCUUUCCUACUCUUCCUUCUGCAUUAGGGUUUCCCUCCAUGCCCCACCGUUUCCCUUCUCCGCAGGUGCACUGCACCCAACGAUAGGGUUUGCACUUCAUCCCCAAUUUCUAAUAAUGAUCAAAGGGUCAUCUUUGGAGUCAUAA